Molecule: messenger RNA, 4158 nt
Organism: Fusarium graminearum PH-1
Lineage: Eukaryota; Fungi; Ascomycota; Sordariomycetes; Hypocreales; Nectriaceae
Exons: 3
Coding region: 1-4158 (1385 amino acids)
Source: RefSeq, a predicted model, not a curated record
AUGAAAACGUCCCUCUUUUACGCCCUUAAUGGCGCUCUUGGGGCAGUAGCCCACGAGUCGCUUGCCUAUUUCAAGAUUGACUCCGGAAAGGAAGAGCAUCGCUCCCUCGAUGGCUGUUCAAAGCAUGGCAAGCACAAGUGGGUUCCUGACCCUUCCACCUUUGUUUUCCCACAGAACGACUAUAAGCCCGGAAACUCCUGGGAUCUCUGUGUUGACUCGGCUCACUGUGCCCCUCACGAGGCUCUGAGCAAGGUCACCUUUGAUUUCAAGGAUAACGGCAUUAUCUUCAACUUCAAGCACAUCGAGCACUACAAGUAUGAGGAUGUUGUCGUCUAUGUCGAGCGUGGUAAGCCUCCUACUGAGUACUCCCAGAAGUACAGCAAGGAUAGCGAUCACUGCAAGAUCAUUAGCGACUACAAGAAGGCCAAGUGCCAUAUCCCUUACUUCUCGCUGACUGAUGGUGGCUCCUACGACGAACUUUGCCCCAUCAAGGACAACGGCGGCUGGAGACUUUACGUCAAGAUCAAGGCCAAGAUCUCUCAUGGUUACAAGAAGUACAGUCUCUUCAGCCGUGCCGGCGAUAUCCAUGAGAAGUACUUCACUCUCAGCUACACUUGUGCUGAGUGCAAGGAAUACAAGCACAAGGAAGGUAAGUACGAGGUGAUAGAGGAAGUUGAGGACUAUCCCGAGGGUGAGAAGAAGAAGUACGACGAGUACAAGCAUGAGAAGGAGGAGAAGAAGUACAACGACUAUGAGGAGGAAGGAAAGGAGAAGUACAAGCGUGGAGUCGACGAGGAGGAGGAGACGGAGUACAAGGAGAAGGAAAAGGAGAAGGAAUUCCGCCAUGAGCAUCAUCACAAGCAUCACCACCAUCAUGGCCACCAGCAUGAGCACAAGCACGGCCACAAGCACGGUCAUCUUCAUGGUCAUCUUCAUAAGGAACACCACUACAAUCAUCACGAUAAGCAUCACGGUUAUGGCAAAGGUCAUGAGCACAAGCACUACGGAUACGACCAUCAUGAUCCUAACUACCUCCACGAGCACAAGGAUUAUAAUCACGGCGAUCAUGGUCAUCAUUACGAUGAGCACAAGCAUUAUGACCACUACGGUCACGGCCACCACCACCAUGAUGACUACAAGCACCACGAGCACUAUGAUCCCAGCCGUCACCAUGACCACGAUAGCUUCUUGAACGAUUUCUUCAAGAAGUACGGACACUACGAUUAUCACCACGGAAAGCACCAUCACGAGCAUCACGAUGGAUACAACCACCACCAUGCUCGUGAUUUAGCUGAUGAUGAGAUCAAGAAGAGUGAAAAGGACGAGUACAAGCACAAGCAUGGUCACAAGCAUGGUCACCACCAUAAUCACAAUCAUGACCAUCACCACAAGCAUCGCCACAGCCAUCAUGAUUACCAUCACUACGAGCAUUACGAUCCUGGCUACCAUUAUGAUCACAAGCACCAUGACUACAAGAACUACGAUCAUAAGGACUACAAGCACUAUGAUCACAAGCACCACGAUUACAAGCAUGGCCAUCACAACUACGAUCAUAAUGAUUACAACUACUAUCACAAGCACCAUGACAACAAGCAUUAUGAUCAUCACCAUGGCGACAAGCACUACGGUCAUCAUCACGAGCAUCACAAGCACUACGAGCAUCAUGAUCCUAGCUACCACUACGAACAUCACAAGCACUAUGAGCAUCAUGAUCCUAGUUACCACCAUGAGCACCACAAGCACUACGAUCAUCACCAUGGCGACAAGUACAAGCACCACCCCAAGCGAUCCGACGAGCACCAUGACAAGCACCACGGAAAGCACUACGAAGAGCCUGUCACUGUCUACUACAAGGAGAAGGCUGAAGAUGUCAAUGCCAAGGCGAACCAUGUGAUUUACGAGAAGGUCCAAAAGCACGAGAUCCCUGCCCACAUCUACAAGAAGCUUGCGGAAGCCAAGAAGCACCAAUACGAUCAUGAGCACAAGUAUGGUCAUGAGCAUAAGCAUGCCGAGGAACAGUACCACCAGAAGAAGCUCGCCGAAGCCAAGCUCUCCAAGGCCAUCGAGGAGUACUACGCCCUUCACUAUGGAAAGCAGCACAACGAGCACAAGAAGCACGAGCCUGAGAAGAAGUACUACGAGCAGAAGGAAUUUGAGAACAAGAAGGAGCAUGAGUACAAGAAACAUGGUCCCAAGGCGUACUACGAGCACAACAAGUAUGGUCACCUGAACGAGCACAAGCACCACGACAAGCACGAGGAGUACGAGCCCGAAAGGUACAACCACGCUCAUUACAGGCACAAGGAGCACAAGCCUAAGUACGAUUCAGACCCCUACCACGACAAGAAAGCGUUCCUGAAGGAUUACAAAUACGACGGAGUGAACAUUCAUUCCACUUGGGAGAAGCUCUACAAGGCCAAGAUUGAGCAUGACCACAAGCAAAAGCAAAAGGCUUACGCGGUUCAUUUUGACAAGCACCCUCCUUUCUACAAGCAUUCCAGCUUCAAGCGCUCGGCUCUGCCCAAGUACUAUCAUGGAGACGAGGCAGUAGAGAUCGACACCGCCAAGGUCGAGAAGUACAUUGAGAAGGCCGAGUACAGAAUCAACGAGGGUAUCAGCAAGGCCAUCUACAAGGCCAUCAACUCUGCUGGUGAUGACCCUUCUACUGGCACCAUCAUCAAGUUUGUCAACAAGGUUGAGGCUGCUAUCAAGUACAUCGUCGCCAAGAACCUCAAGAAGGCUGUCGCCCACAUCGCCGAGAUCCACGGUAUCGAGGAGCCUUCUGCUGAUGAGGUUGAGAAGUACAUCUACAAAACUGCCAAGCAUAUCCUCAAGGCUGCUGACGAGAUCUUCACAAAGACCAUUGAUGCUCUUGGUGAGGACCCUAAUGAGAAGGAGGUUGAGUACGCUGUCGCCAAGGUUGAGAAGCUUCUCGCCAGGGUUGUUGACAAGUACGUCCGAGAGGCUAUCGUUGGAAUCUUUGAUCUGGAAUAUGUGACUGAGAAUUCUUAUGGCGAGUAUGAGAAGUAUGACAAGCGCCAGGUGGCCAACGCUCAGAAUGUUACGGCAUCCGCCAACAGCACCACUGCUGCCAAUGACACUGCCCCGGCUACUAAUGCUAUCUCGACAAAGGCUGUCAACCGACUCAUGAGACUGUUUAUGCGCCAGGAUUCCCAGAACGCCACUCAGGCUGCCAACACCACUGCCCAGGCUGCUAAUGCCACCGAGACCCAGACUCUGAUGAGGUUCAUGAGACGUCAGGCGUCCAAGGCUGACAACGUCACCGAGGCUGCUGUCAAUGCCACUUCUCAAGCCGCCAAUGUCACUGCCGAAGCCGCCAACGCUACCGAGACCCAGACUCUGAUGAGGUUCAUGAGACGUCAGGCGUCCAAGGCUGACAACGUCACCGAGGCUGCUGUCAAUGCCACCGCCCAAGCCGUCGCCGACGUUGAUCAGGCUCUCAACACCACCGCUCAAGCUGUCAACGUCACUCAGGCCCAGAACAGCAAGCGUACUGAGGUCUACAGCGAUUCCAAGAUCGAGAAGGUUGUGGAAAAGGCUGCUGAGAAGGCUGCCGACAAGCUCAUCAACAAACUCGACAAGGAGGAGAGCAAGAGCCAAUCGAAGCGAGAUGCCAAGUUCUACAACGGAUACCUUCCCAAGUGCAAGGGCAAGAUCAUCAAGGCUUACGGCAUCGAUGGUCUGCACUCUGGUCCCCUGAAGGACUUCAGCGUCAAAUCGCACCCCAACACAUGUCACAACCACCAGGGCGACUAUGUUGUCUACAGCCAUGAUGAGCUCAAGAAGACUGUCUACGGCAAGCUCUACGAGUCUCAUGGAGGCGACAACAAGUUUGGCAACUACUUCAUCGAGUUGGUCAAGGGCCACGACAGCUACACCAAGGAUAUUGUCGUCUCGAUCGAUAUCUCGGACAAGUACCAGUACGAAGCUACUGAGGCCAAGGUCUUUAUCGGCUGCAGCGCAGGUUUCGACCACCACUCCAGCGACAACAUCUGCUCCGAGAAGACAUACCCUUACCUGGCUGUUGCUGAGAAGGGACUCAACGAGUUUGUCUUUGCUAUCCCCGACAAGUACAUGUGCCACGAGUACUACAUUGCCAUUGUCGUUGAUUUCUGCGACACCAAGUACUCCUCAUAG